Messenger RNA from Microtus ochrogaster (prairie vole), 1191 nucleotides. It is a transcript of the gene Qng1, whose product is annotated as Q-nucleotide N-glycosylase 1. NCBI's taxonomy places the organism in Eukaryota, Metazoa, Chordata, Mammalia, Rodentia, Cricetidae. The record is from RefSeq and is a predicted model, not a curated record.
AGGGCGUGGCUGCGGCCAAGGCUCCCAGCGGCGUUGGGGGGGCGAGGGAGCUGGCAGCAUGGAGGCGCCGCUGUUGCCGCGCGAGUCCGCGAGGUUCGUGGCCGAGAACAGUCGUGACGUGCUCGUGGACCUCGAGGGCGUGCGCAGGGCGGCCGAGCUGCUGCUGCCCGCGGCCUCGGCGUGGCGUGUGGAGCAGUGGAAGUCCCUGCACGAGCUCAACCCGCGCAGGGCCGACGAGGCGGCGCUCGACUGGGUCUUCGUGGUGGACUCGCUCAACUUCUCCUUCUGGGCGGAGCAGGAGGAGCACAAGUGUGAGGUGCGCUACGGAGGAACAGCAUACACCGGCUACUGGGCCCUGUGCGCCGCCGUGAACCGGGCGCUCGACCAAGGGAUACCAGUAACCAGCGCCUCCUACUAUGCCACCGUGACUCUUGAUCAAGUUCGGGAUAUAUUCCGUUCAGAUACCUCCGUGCCCAUGCCCUUAAUAGAAGAGCGGCAUCGGAUUCUCAAUGAAACUGGGAAGAUUCUGCUGGAGAAGUUCGGCGGCUCUUUUCUUAAUUGUGUCCAAAAAAGUGAAAAGAGUGCACAGAGGUUAAUGCACUUGGUCGUUGAACAUUUUCCUUCUUACAGAGACGAGGCACAGUUUGAGGGGAAAAGGGUUGCCUUUUACAAGCGAGCCCAGAUCCUUGUGGCAGACACAUGGAGUGUGCUGGAAGGAAAGGGGGAUGGCUGUUUUGAGGACAUCUCCAGCAUCACCAUGUUUGCUGACUACAGACUGCCGCAGAUUCUCGUUUACCUUGGAGCCCUGAAAUACUCCGACAAGUUGCUGGAGAAGCUUCGCAAAGGAGAAAUGCUCUCAAAUGGAGACAAACAAGAGGUGGAAAUUAGAGGUUGCUCGAUUUGGUGUGUCGAGCUCAUCCGGGACUCUCUUCUGGAGCUUCUUGAAGAAAGGGGUGAAAAGCCUCAGGGUGAGAUCAACUCCAUUCUUCUGGAUUAUCACUUGUGGGACUAUGCCCGCGACCACAGGGACCACAUGAGAGCAGUCCCGUUUCACCGUACCCGCUGCGUUUAUUACUGACCUGCGUGUGGACGGAUCCAGGGGAAAGACUUGCACUUUUAGAUCUUGCGGUCAUUUGCACAGUUUUGAUUUGAUAGAAAGACAAAAAUUAUAGGAAUAGGUAAUUGACUAUC